Messenger RNA from Pundamilia nyererei, 1817 nucleotides. RefSeq names its product clusterin (gene clu). Gene Ontology annotation, cellular component: nucleus. The transcript is spliced from 10 exons. NCBI's taxonomy places the organism in Eukaryota, Metazoa, Chordata, Actinopteri, Cichliformes, Cichlidae. Bases 180 to 1565 code for a protein of 461 amino acids. The record is from RefSeq and is a predicted model, not a curated record. Gene Ontology annotation, molecular function: misfolded protein binding.
CAGCAGCAUGCUCGGUCAGUGAAUCACAUGUCUGCACCGUCCCCGUUAUCCGCUGGUAUAAAUAAGAGCAGCAGCGAGCCUGGGGCAGCUUCGGAGGAGCUGGACUCUCAGGAAACAAACAGAGGUCUUUGGCAUCAUAUUCACAUCAUUACCUGCUGGCCCUGCAAGAGUCAGAGAGGAUGCUAAUGAUGAUGAUGAUGAUGAAGAGGAAAGGCUCGAAAGAGUCUUUGACCUUGGUGGCUCUUCUGGUGGCCUCAGCCAGCUGUAUCCUUCCUCCGACAAAAGAAGAUCUUAACCAGAUUUCCAUUCAGGGAGAAAAGUAUCUGGACAGACAAAUUGAAAAUGCCAUCAAUGGAGUGAAGGAAAUGAAGAGUGUGAUGCAGAAAUCUUCAGAGGAGCACAAGAGGUUUUUGGAUGAUCUGGAGAAAACCGAGCAGAAGAAAGAGGAAGCGAUGCGUACAGCUCAGGAGAUGGAGGCCAAGCUGGAGAAGGAGGAGGAGGUUUGUAACGAGACCAUGAAGGCUCUGUGGGAGGAGUGCAAGCCUUGUCUGAAGAACACCUGUGUGAAAUACUACUCCCGAACUUGCAGCAGCGGAUCUGGACUGGUGGGACGUCAGCUGGAGGAGGUUCUGAAUAGAACAUCUCCUUUCUCCAUCUGGAUCAAUGGAGAGAAGAUCGACAUCCUGGAGCAAGAAGGACAACGGCAGAACAGAGAGUUCAAGAACCUGGAGGAAAAAUACACAGAGAUGGCCGACGGCGUGGACAACAUAUUCACAGAUAGCAUGAAGGUGGCCGAUUAUGUGCACUACAGCCCUCCUGUGAUCUAUUUGCCUAACUUCCUGUCGCCGUACGCUCGCCGCGGCAGAAGCAUCCGCUCUCUGUUCCACGAUCCUUUCCACGGCUUCCAGAACCUGUUCUCCCCUAUGAUGGGAAUGAGCCGGAACUUCUUCAGUUCCAUGGGCUCCAUGAUGGACAUGGACAGUGACACUGUUCCCAAUGAGGAUGGUAACGUAAAUGAGGACGUGAUCAUCACCAAACCUUACGGUAACGGCAGGAUGACCUGCAGAGAGAUCCGUCGCAACUCAGCCGGCUGCUUCAAGUUCCGCGACGAGUGUCAGAAGUGCAAAGAAAUCCAGCACAUUGACUGCUCUGGGAAGAAACCUCUGGAGGGUCCCCUGAAGGAGGAGCUGGAGGAGGCUCUGGCCUUGGCCGAGCGUUUCACCCAGCAGUACAACUCCCUCCUGAAGAGGUUCGAAGAGCAGAUGCUCAACACCUCCUCCAUCUUGGAUUUGUUCAACAGUCAGUUCGGCUGGGUGUCUUCUCUCGCGAACAACACCAGCGACGGCAUCUUCAGUGUUCAGGCGGUGAUGUGCAAGGACUCUGAGAAGAAGGUUGAUGGGGAGGAGGAGCCUGGAGAAACCAAAGUGAGCGUGAAGCUCUUCGACUCACCAUCCAUGAACUUCACCGUGCCGGGCGAAAUCCCCUGGAACGACCCCAAGUUCUCUGAGGUGGUAGCUCAGGAAGCUCUGGAUCGCUACAAGGAAACCAGUGUUGUCGUCAAAUAAGCUGGAUUUACUCCUGAACCUGCAUCGUCUUCUGACCACAGAAUGUUCUGGAUUCAUCAAAACACACCUGAAACCCUGACGCUAACCUAAUGUUCCUCUUCAAGUCCUGCUUUUGCAAACGACACAGUUUAACCUCAGAGGUUUAUAUUGUUACAUUAGUCCUGCUGUAAGAGAAGAUAUUUAGUAGAUAACAGCUCCGCUCAUGUGUAUAGUACUUCCAACAAACGCCCUUGUAUUACAGGCAACAUGGGG